Molecule: messenger RNA, 1818 nt
Organism: Penicillium canescens
Lineage: Eukaryota; Fungi; Ascomycota; Eurotiomycetes; Eurotiales; Aspergillaceae
Exons: 4
Coding region: 1-1818 (605 amino acids)
Biological process (GO): transmembrane transport
Molecular function (GO): transmembrane transporter activity
Source: RefSeq, a predicted model, not a curated record
AUGGCGAUUCGCCCUUUGAUUAAAAGGGCCCGGGCGGUCUUCCAUCGGACGAGACUCGAUCGUGAGGAGGCUGUGAGUAGUUCGAUCGAUGUUGACACAAGCAAUGUCAAUGAGCCCAAAACUGAUCAAAUAUACCCUGUGGCCGACGAGGUGCUUCCAAACAACGGCGCGGAAGUGCCGGGCGUGCCAUUUGAAGAGCUUCAACACGGUGUCAAAGACGCCGAGGCUAUUGCUCAGACCUGGUCGAAGCCUGCGUUGAUCGCUGUUUUAAUCAACAUUUGGUUCCUUUACUUCGUCUAUGCAUUCAUCUCAUCGGUGAAUGGCAGUUUGAGUACUUAUGUCGCCAGUUCAUUCCAACAACACUCCCUGUCCGGUCUCCCCACUGCUAUGGCCGAUGCAUUCUCUGCUGCAGUUUUCCUCCCCGUAGCGAAAAUGAUGGAUACCUGGGGUCGUGCUGAAGGAUUCCUGCUCAUGGCAAUUUGUGCUACCAUUGGGCUGGUCCUCAUGGCUGCUUGUGACAGCUUCUCUAUCUAUUGUGCUGCCAAUGUGCUUUACUACCUUGGCUUCAGUGGCAUGGAAUUCGCCGUAGACGUUGUCACGGCCGACGUUACUCAGUUGAAGAACCGAGCCCUAGCUUACGCUUUCACAUCGUCUCCGUAUAUAAUUACGGCGUUUGCGGGACCGAAAGUGGCGGAACAAUUUUACGACAACGUUAGCUGGCGAUGGGCCUAUGGAACUUGGGCGAUCAUCUUCCCUAUUAUUGCUGCCCCUCUCUUCUUCAUUUUGAAGUUCAACCUCCACAAAGCCCACAAGGCGGGCCUUGUCACCGAAAAAGAGAACAGCGGCCGCAACUUCUUCCAAAGUGUUUGGUUCUGGAUUAUCGAAUUCGAUUUGUUCGGAGUGUUUAUCUUCACUGCUGGACUGAUCCUCUUCGAGCUUCCGUUCGAUAUCGCCACCGAGGCCCCUAACGGCUGGGGCACUGACUAUAUCAUCGCCAUGAUUGUGGUCGGAUUCUCGAUGCUCUUCUUCUUUGGAUUCUACGAGAAGUGGAUCGCGCCCGUUCCUUUGCUCAACUGGGGUUUCCUUACGAACCGCACUGUUGUCGGCGCGUGCUUAUUGGAUGCCACAUACCAACUUUCGAACUACUGCUGGAACAACUAUUUCCAGAACUUCCUGCAAGUGGUUAAUGAUUUGACUAUUGCCGAAUCCGGAUACGUUGUCAACACAUUUGACGUGGUUUCUGGUGUACUGUUGUUCGGUGUUGGAGCUGCCAUUCGUAAGACGGGUCGCUUCAAGUGGCUCCUAUAUAUCUCCGUUCCUCUCUAUAUCUUUGCUCAGGGCUUGAUGAUUUACUUCCGUCACCCCGGCCAGAGUGUCGGAUACCAGGUUAUGUGCCAGAUCUUCAUCUCAAUUGGCGGAUCCAUCUUCAUCAUCGUGGAACAGCUGGCCAUUUUAGCCGCUGUCGAUCACCAGCACGUUGCCACAGCCCUUGCUUUGCUCAAUGUUGUUGGUACCAUUGGUGACUCUGCCGGUCUUACUAUCUCCACGGCGAUUUGGAACAAUACAUUCAAGAAGGCACUCAUCCGAAACCUUCCAGACUUGUCCGAUUUGGAGUCGAUCUACGAGGAUGUGGACCAGCAAUUGAGCUAUGCCCCUGGAACUGCGAUGAGAGAGGCAAUCCAGAAGUCCUACGGUUACUCUCAGGUGAGAAUGCUUUCAGCUGGACUGGGAGUUAUGGUUCUCGCCUUUGCGUGGACCAUCAUGAUCAAGAACAUCGACCUGAAGAAGGUUGCCCAGGUUAAGGGUGUGGUGUUCUAA